Molecule: messenger RNA, 690 nt
Organism: Morchella importuna
Lineage: Eukaryota; Fungi; Ascomycota; Pezizomycetes; Pezizales; Morchellaceae
Exons: 4
Coding region: 1-690 (229 amino acids)
Molecular function (GO): phosphatidylcholine lysophospholipase A1 activity
Source: RefSeq, a predicted model, not a curated record
AUGAUCUUCCCCAGCCGUACAUCCGCCGUUCUCCUUGGCCUCUUCGGAGCCUUGAGCACCUUUGUUGAGCCUGCAAUGGCAGCGACAAAGAUUAUGCCUUUGGGUGACAGCAUCACAGGAUCGCCUGGUUGUUGGCGUGCUCUCCUCUGGCAAAGCCUUAUCGCCGCCGGCAAGACCAAUAUCGACUUUGUCGGGACCCUUCCCGCACAAGGCUGCGGCUUCACUUAUGACGGCGAGAAUGAAGGUCAUGGAGGCUACCUCGUAACCAAUGUUGCCAACCAAAACCUCCUUCCCGCAUGGCUCUCCGCCACCAGUCCUGACAUUGUCAUGAUGCAUUUCGGCACCAACGACGUAUGGAACAACAUUGCGACCACCACCAUCCUCGCCGCCUACACGACGCUCGUAAGACAAAUUCGGGCCCAGAACCCGAACAUGAAGAUCCUCGUGGCGCAAAUCCUGCCAAUGAACCCAUCGGGAUGCUCAACUUGUGCGGCGGGCGUUGUGGCGCUUAACAACGCGAUCCCGAGCUGGGCGUCAGGGUUAAGCACGAGCGCAAGCCCGAUAUAUGUGGUCGAUCAGUGGACCGGGUUCGUCACAAGCACUGAUACGAGCGAUGGGGUGCACCCGAAUGACGCCGGGAUUAUAAAGGUGGCGAAUAAGUGGUAUCCUACUCUUAGUAGUCUGGUUUAA